AUGGUGGGCAAGGCCGCAAAGGCCAAAGGCGAGGCCAACGCGCUGGAGCCGCCUCCCGCGGAAGAGGCGGAGGCGGCCUUGGAGGAGGACGGGGGAAGUGGGGCAAAGGAGGGGAGCAGUCUGCUGGACCAUGUCAGAGAGCUGUACCCUCUUGGGAGUGAUGCGGCCAAGGGGGGGCUGUCGGCGGCGGACGUGCUGGCCGCCCUGAGCGCCAGGAUGAGGAAGCACCUUGUGUAG
This is a messenger RNA of Ostreobium quekettii, 237 nucleotides long. The record is from the annotation of a GenBank genome assembly. Lineage: Eukaryota; Viridiplantae; Chlorophyta; Ulvophyceae; Bryopsidales; Ostreobiaceae.